Cataglyphis hispanica is the source of this 2264-nucleotide messenger RNA. Its product is annotated as carbohydrate sulfotransferase 14-like. The record is from RefSeq and is a predicted model, not a curated record. Gene Ontology annotation, cellular component: membrane. Gene Ontology annotation, biological process: carbohydrate biosynthetic process. NCBI's taxonomy places the organism in Eukaryota, Metazoa, Arthropoda, Insecta, Hymenoptera, Formicidae. Bases 700 to 1830 code for a protein of 376 amino acids. The transcript has 4 exons. Gene Ontology annotation, molecular function: sulfotransferase activity.
AAUAAAAAAUGUCACACUAAUAUAUAAAAUUUAAAAAUAUGACAUUGAACUCGCAGAACAAAAUCUGAAAUUGAAUCUUAAUUUAAUUCUUAAUGUUCUUGAUAUCGCCAAAGAAAUAUGUACGAGAAAGAAGGUGAAUAGAAGAAUAUAAUAAUUAUUAUAUUACAAUCGAUUAAUAUUCAUCAAAAUUAUUAUAAUAUAGAUAUUACAUAUAUAUAUUAUAAUAUAUAUUAAAGGAGACAGUAAAUAAGAAAAUGUAAGAAACUACUUUUUUUGACGUGGCAAAGUCGCUGCCUUUCUUUCGACUUCUAUUUUUGAAUACGCUUCACUUCGCGCUUCAUCGCUUUAUAUUUAAAACCAAAGAGAACACGAGAGAGAGUCCCUCAUGUCUCGUGGCAUUCGUGUUGUCGCGCAUUGUUUUCCAGAGAAGCAGAUAACGGCUGUCAGCGAUAAACAGUCAGGAUUCUUUCCGCCUUCCUAUUAUCUACCUCGGGGGCGGGAAACAUAUGAAAGAAGAGAGAAGGAAGAAUAGCGCGUCCUUCCGCGGAUUCACAGAUAUUCUUUUCAUUCCCAACAGACUCGGCAGCAUCGGUGGUACAGUGAUACAACAUACUCUCAACAGCGUUGUUUACCGGCGGUUAUACUCGUGACUAGAUUUAUUUUGAAAUAACUUAUACAUGUAACGGAAGAAUCCUCGAGAUGAUAUAUAAGUCAACGAUCGACGCAUCAACCUCGAACAGUAAUGAAAAUUUAAUGAUUUAUCCGCGAUUAUUGAAAACUGGCUCUUAUCACCUCGCGAAAAGAGUCUUUUCCUUGAUGCAGAGACAAAUCACGAUGAUAAAAUUGGUCCUAUUGUUAACGAUCAUCUGCAUUAUUAUAUUGUUAAUACUGACGAAUUUAACACAAACGUCGUACACGAAGACAAACAUAGAAUCGACCGCAUCGCCGAGGUAUGCGAUGCCGAAAUACGCGUCUGAAAUAAUAAUACCGCGAGUAACGAUGUCGAGAAAUCAAAUGGAGGAUAUUAAAAGAGAGCUGGAGAGCAGAAAGCGACGAAUGGUAUGCAUGUGUGAAUCAAUUGACAUGAAGGAAUCGCGCUUAGACGCCGCAUUGACCAACAUGAUCAUCGAUACGGAGCAUAAUGUAUCGUGGUGUCCCAUAUACAAGGCGGCGAGUUCUACAUGGAUGAUUUACUUUGCCGCAUUAAAAGGCGCUUUGACAGACGUUACUAUGGAUUUAAUACGACGCAAUCUUGUACAAGCCAGUGAUAUUGUGAGACAGAAAUUUCGACACAAUGAGAAUUUUAAUAAGACAUAUGAGAAAGUAAGCAAAACUAAGAGAUUCCUGAUCGUGCGAGAUCCGCUGGAGCGUCUCUUGUCCGCGUACAGGGACAAGUUGGAACAUAUGCAGAGUCGCGAAUAUUAUUACAGACGCUUUGGACGGCGCAUCGCGCUCAAAUAUCGCCAGCCCGGCGACAACGCGACGAGAUUAGAGCCGACGUUCGCGGAAUUUUUGCGAUUUAUAGCCAACGAGAAGUACUUCGACGAGCAUUGGGCGCCAUAUUAUCACACCUGCGAACCAUGCGCGCUCCAGUAUGAUUACAUACUGAAGAUCGAGACUCUGGAUCGAGAUUUAAACUUUUUCAUACAGGAUACCAAACUGAGUGACUAUCUCUACGAAGUGAAACAUCCACGAAACAUUAAUCCUCACGGCGCGACCACUAAGAAAUUACUCGGCGAAUAUGUCACAGGGAUACCGCGAUCGCUUCUUGAUCAGAUUUACAAAAUCUACGAAAACGAUUAUAAAUUAUUCAACUACUCGUUUAUAUAAUACGUCACAUGUUUCAUUUUACAUUAUUUAUACAGGCAGCUUGUAAUUAAAUUUAUUAAAUAAAUGCAGAGAAUAUUAAAAUUUGCAGACUUUUUCUCUUAAACAUGAUAUAAUACACGAUUUUUUAAAAUUAUUUUUUGUCCCUUCAGUAUUCUUAGAGACAGAGUUUGUGUAUACAUAUAUAUUUAAAUAUAUUUAUUUAAUAUAAAUAAAACACAAUAUAAGUGCACAAUGUAUACAAUUUUCUUAGAUUUUAAAUGCCUUUUAAAUUAAGUAAGCAUAUGUUCAGACAACACAAAAUAAAAGAAGAAAAAUUACAGAAUAUAUAUAAAAGAUGUAGCCAAAAAAUAACAGAUAAAGGCUUUUCAAUAUGCAUGUGACAUUGUAUAUAUAAAGUGUAGAAUAAAAUGAUAUUUAAAAGCUGUCAACAAAUG